AUGGACGACCACUCCCAAUCCAUCACCGCUCUCAAAUCAGCUUUCAUCCGCUCCCAAGUCCGCCAUCUGUCCACCCCGCUCGAAGCGUCGACGCCAUGGCGCGAAUUCGCAACGAGAGUUGGGAACGAGGGCGGUGGUGUGGGAAGUCAUCUCAGCGAUAAAGUGAUAGAACAUAUCGUUUCAAAAGUGAACGAGAAAAUCAAACACCAUAACCGCAUGCUCUAUUCGCAGCAAUCGCAGCGUCAUGUCGCCGAGCAGAUCGAGACGUUAUAUUGGAAUAUUCUCUCCACAGAGAGACAAAGAGCGGAAGAGCAAGAGCGAGAAAAUGAACUGGAACCAGAUGCGGUCGUGAUCAGAGCGGAGACCGACUUGACAGAUACAAACGCCAUUGAGGAUCUACUGCCGGAACAAUACGACGAGUUGUUUCUCAGGCCAGACCAGCAGCGCGAGGACGAGACGGUGGACCAAGACACUAUCUACACCGAUCUGCGUGCGGAGUUGCUGGAGCUGAGUCACGAGCGGGAUGCGCUGAGAGAAAAGGCGGCGCGGUAUCGGCAUUUACGGAAAAUGCUGGCGCCGUUGGAGGAGCCGCAGACGAAUGUUCAGCCGAACCUGGUCACGAGGGAUGGAGAGUUGGCCAAGGAGCUGGAUCGAAUGAGGAUCUUGCUGGCGAGGGUUACUGGGAGGAUUGGGGAGAUGAAGAACAUAUCGGGGACGAGAGUGGAAGAGACGCAAUCAGAAAAUACAUCACGGUUGAUAUCAGGACAGACGGACCGGCAGAAACUGGCAAUGGUGAUGGACAUGGACAUGACUUGA
This is a messenger RNA of Capronia coronata CBS 617.96, 816 nucleotides long. RefSeq lists its product as uncharacterized. The transcript is spliced from 2 exons. Lineage: Eukaryota; Fungi; Ascomycota; Eurotiomycetes; Chaetothyriales; Herpotrichiellaceae. Gene Ontology annotation, cellular component: Mis6-Sim4 complex. The record is from RefSeq and is a predicted model, not a curated record. The coding region runs from base 1 to 816 and encodes 271 amino acids.